AUGGUAAAAUUGAGUGUUCCCCUACAGUUUUGUAUCGAGGCGGGAGAGAGUGGUGGAUGUGUUUCGAAAGAAUGUACUCGUCUUCACUUAUGUCCCUUCUUUAUCAAGGGAAACUGCAAGUUUGGUUUAAAGUGUAAAAGAUCCCAUAAUUGUGGUGAUGAACAUACCGUUCGCGUUCUUGAACACUUCCACCUUCGGUUCUUACAUACGUCUUCUUCGUCCCUUCUGCAAGAAAUUUUGAAAAUGACCCUAGACGAGAGUAAACUACAACGAGCUGCUGCCAAGCGAUCUGUUCCAGAUAUCUGCAAGUUUUAUAACAAAGGCACUUGUAAGAAAGAGGACAAUUGUCACUGUUUACACGUGUGUCAACAUUACAUUGAUGGAGAUUGUAAGUUCGGCAGUGGAUGUAAACGGAAGCAUUAUUUUUCUGACCCGCAAAACAGAAAAGUGCUUGAAGAAUAUGACAUGGAUAGGAUCGGUGAGCUUCAAGUGCUUCAGCGUUUGAAAAAUAGAGAAAGAAAACGUCCGAGCAGCGGACGUUUUGAUGUGCAGAUUCCUGUUAAAUAUAAAUUUGUACGCGAAGCUGCAAAUACCAGCAUUCCUUCCGCCAAACCAAAAGAUGAAAAAGGAAAGGAUGACACUGAGAUUUGUGGAUUCAAUCUAUGUAACAAGUGUAAGUAUGGAAACAGCUGUAUCCAUCGUCACACAGAGCUACCAUACCUGUGGGAAUUUGCUGUAGAUGGUGACAACUGGGAGUGUUUUUCGUGUGAUGUGAAUACAAUGCUGGAACAUUCUUACUGUGAUGUUCACAAUGGCGAAUGCACAGUCAUGAUCAGAGGUAUUCUUUGUCGUGUCCAAUUUACUGACAUGACUGCUGUACCAGUUUUACCACAUGCAAGUGAGUACCGCUUUUGCUAAAGUUUAAUAAGGAACACUUCCACCGUAUUAAAAUCAUCUGUUGUGUAGCGAGCGAGUUGCUCGAACACACCCCCAAAUAUGCCACAGUCUCAUCGGCUCUUUCGGCCAUCUGAUCCUUUCUUUAAUCAGUUUUUUAAGCCCUCGGUAAGGCCUCGCGUUUUAAAUUUUUUUCUGUCCUAACACCUUUUCCAUCAUAAACACGUCUAGUUCAUUGAGAUCAAAUUAUGGCGCAUCAUCAGACAGUCAUUGGCCCUCUUCUAGAACGGGAAUUGAAGAAGAGUACCAAAGCUCUAAUUCUCUUUCACUCACAGUACUCCUACCUCCUCUGAAAUAUGUUGAAUAGAAACUAGUAUCGUGGAUGAGACACAACAAUUGGAUUGAAUGUUUUGCUUCAUAAGGAGAAAGGAUGCAAGGCUACGUAACUUUGUUAUUAUCUCAACUUUUAUUAAAGUGCACGCAUGGAAGAUUUUUGUCCAUUAAAAUAUAUAUUCAUUACAAAGUUUUCACAAAGGUGGAUGAAUGGAAGUGUUCUUGAAUUCAGUUAACGCCAAAAUUGGCAUAUUUCAAAGAAAUGUUUCUGAUGAUUGAUUCAUGCUAGAACGGAUAUACUUUUACUGCAUUUUUUGAAAAUGGUAUUGAAAGGAAGGGAAGUUACUCUACAAACAUAAAAGCAUUAUGCAAAUCAAUUUUCACCUUAAGCCUCAAACGCAUUCGCCUGAUGUAUGGAAGCAAGUUCAGUUCUUGCUAAGGCUAAGAUAACGGACGAAAACACUGCAAAAGGUUGAAAAGACAAGUUCAUCAACCGACGCAUAUAGUCCGACGCCUUUAAGACAUGUCGAGAGAGAUGGAUUUUGAUUUUCUGGGACUAUCGACGAAUGUGCAUUAAGACAGCCUUCUCCACAGGGGUCGCAGACUCACAACAGGCUCUUCGAAGCCAAAUUAUAAAUUCAAAUUAUAAGGAUUCGAAUAAAUACGUUACGUUCUUGGCAAAGCGUAAGGCCAAGAUAGAUAGAUAGAUAGAUAGAUAGAUAGAUAGAAACUUUAUUAAAGUGUCAAAGCCGUCUAGCCAGGGAAAAAAGAAUCCCUUACUAAUUUGGCGACACCAAUUAGGGGAGAAUAUACAAAGUAAAAACUAUAUACCGUAGUAGGUAACAUAUCUAUAGUUAUCUAAUUACGAGAUUUAUAGUAAAAAUAUACAGAAGUCAAGAUGAACAAAGGCUACAGCCUGCGCAGCCAUCAUCUAAAAGUUCACUUAUAUUGAGUUGGCGUAUCUUGCUUUUAAACGACAUUAGGGUUGUGACGUCCCUAAUACUCUUGGGUAGUUUUGUCCAUAGCCUAGGCCCUAGAUAUCUAAUAGAGUGCUUGCCGUAGGUGACUGUCUCAUACCUAGGUAUAGAGAAAUCUGCUUGCCUCAGAUUGUAAUUAGUAUUUGGUUCUUUAAAGAUGUUACUUAUAUAUGCACGGCACAGUUUAUGCUUUACUUUAUACAUAAGGAUGCACAGAUCCUGUAAGCGACUAUUUAGUAGUGUGGGCAGGUCUGCCUUCUCUAAUAGUUGUUCAUAACUAGAAUUAUUAUCCUUGAAAACCGCUCUAAGUCCUCUUUCUUAUAGUCUUUCAAGCUUUCGAGUGUCACUCGCUUUGCAAAAAUGCCACACUAGGUGACAGUAGGUGAGGAAUGGUAAUAUCGCGCUUUUGAAUAAUAUUAACUUAGAUUUCAUAGGAAUUAGAUUACGUAGUCUCAUUAGAACACCAAUUCUCUGGCUGGCUUUUUUACAGAUAGAUAUUAUAUGCUCAGAGAAAUUUAGCUUAGAAUCUAACACUACUCCUAGAAGUAUGAUAUUAUCUUUAGUUUCAAUUACAACAUCAUUCACACAAAUAUGGCUGGAUAUUGGCCAAGUUCUGUUUUAUGAUUUUUAAGUCGAGCUCAAUAAAAAGGCAAAAAAUAACGAGGCUAAUUUCAAACCAUCUUGAACGGACAAGCUUGGUCAAUAAAGCCGAAAAUCGAGAUUCGAGGAAAACAAAAUUAACUGUUUCCCUAGCGACCGGUUAUUAAGUAUUUAUUAUAAAAUAGCAACAAUAGAUACAAUGCGCGCUAUGAUUUGCACACUGUUAAGAUCUUUUGAAGUGCGCGCGCGCUAGCGCAGACACGAUUUUAAAAGGCCUUAAGGCCAUCCCAAUAGAGUACAAAAUGUUUCGUUUCCCAUCGCCCGACCGACCCAUUUUUUUCGAAAAGUGAAAAAAAAAUCCAGAUUCACUGGUCAAAGAAGCAACUACUUUGCUUUACAAGCACACGAUCUUGUUUUAAGAACAAUUGGUAUGAUGUGAUGUCCUUGUCUUUAAUUAACAUCGAUACUACGUUUUUAAAGGCUGUUUAGACAUUUGAUAGUCGUGUUAAUAUACAUCUUUUACCAUCUGAUUAUUUAUCUUACCGAUUAAACGGGAGAUUUAAUAUACAAAAGUAAAAGUGUUCAUUCUUUUGUUGUUUUUUUUUCCUGACCGACCGACCCACCACCAUAAGAGACGGGGCGAUGGGAAACGAAACAUUUUAUUGGGAUGACCUAAAUAAGUUUUGGGUUCACUUUCUUUAUCCAUUUCUUCGACGGUUAAAACUUGGAAAAUCUUUGCAAACCGAUACAUUACGCUAUCUCUUUCUGAACUCGGACGCGAUUCCCUCUCUUCAGUUCCAACCUAAUUUCCCCUUUUUUGGUUGACUCUAUAGUACAAAGUUUAUUUUGCAGCGACGUUUUCAUCCAACGACGGCGACGGCAACGCAAACGUCAAAAAGGCAGUAGAUUUAAUAAAGCAAGACAAGAACGUUGCACGUGCUGCACGUUUUAUGGAGGACGUAAGCGACGACGGAUUUUUCUUCUCUUUUUGAGUUUGGAUAUGGUGCUUGGGAAUUUACCUGCGGGAAAGUUCGCCUAAAUUUGACAAAGCGAGUGAGUUGGAGUUAUCGCGAUGAAUAUUAAAAGAAUACGAAUUCGCUUUCUAAGGCCCCGUCCACACAAAUCCGAAUAUUUUUGUAACUGCAAAUUUUUCUUUGUGGAUUGAAAAAUUUUCACGUCUACAUGUAUCCGUAUUCAAAUCGAAUUUGGUGGUCCACGCGUAUCCGGAGUCACUCGCAGUUCGUCAGCUAAUUUGUAAAGCGAUCUUGGGCUCAUGCAAAAAUUUUAUCGCCAAUCUUCUUCAAUAACUGUUUCAAUGACAAAAUUGUCCCACCAAGCACUAUUUCGCUCGUUUAACUUGUUUACGGCGUCCAAUUCGUCCGUCCGACAUAGAAAGAACCUUCAAAAUAUCGAGCGGCCGUCUGGCAUAAUUCAGGUGCACAGUAAUCAGAGCUAGGUUUAACUAAGAUAAGACUUGGAACGGAAGUCCACGAAGUAAAGAAGCGAUAACAUUGCAAAUCCUAACCUAAAAAGGUUUCCUUGGGUUAACCGGUUUAUUGUAGAAUGCGCUCUUUCCGUACAUACACGAUCUACAAAAUGGACCUCAUUUUUACAUUCUCGUGUAAUAUCUUGUUUCUUUGUUAAUCGUAAACAGCUUUUGUUUCUUUUUUAGCCUGUCUACUAUUAAUUUACUUUUGAAUUAAGUCGCACAAAGGAACACCACAUUUAUGUUGCAGUUUCCCGCAAUUAAUCUCCGUUUAUUAAAAGUAUGAGGUGCAGAAACUCUUUGAAUUUUGAUACAAAAGUUAUUGCAAAAGGCGGGAUUUAAGUGGUCUUUUCCUCAGCGAGUACGACAAAAUCCGGGAAAUGGCAUCUACCCUCGCAGGCUGAUAAAUAUUAUAGGUAGUUUUAGUUUUUAGCUUUUAAAAAUUUAAUAGUUUUGUAAAUUAACUUGCUUAUAUAUAACAAUUAAUUAAGGAACAUCGUCUGGUAUGUCCGCUUUGAACUGCACAAAUCCAAAGAUUCAACGACUGUCUACUGUAUCAUCGGUGGUUGCAGCAGCAGGCCAUGUUUUUAGUACUAGGUGGGAUUGGUUCUGGCAGGAUGAAAACAACAAGUGGCAGUCAUAUGACACACCAUCUGAUGGACAUGCAGCCAGCACCACCAGCAGCCAGUGUCUUGAGAGGGAAUACAUGGCAGGUUAGAAAACAAUACUUCAUCCUUCCCCUUUGGUAGAAUUGAAUCGCUUUAAGUCGAGUCAACUGACUGCUUGUAUACCAGCUGACAGGUGCAUCCCUUCCCCACUUUCAAAUGAUCAUGAAAUCUUUCUGAACAACUCUGUCAAUUCUGAGAACUGUGUGCUGAAUCGUCUAGAAAGUGUGAGGACACGCGCUAAAUCUGCGCCACAAAGAAUUAAUAAACUUUAUAAGUUACAAACUAGAACUUUUUUGGUUUCCGAGUGGUCGCUAGUAUCGUAGCGAGUACCUCUCAAAAUAAAAUCGCGGUCUAUUUCAGCAAUCGUUUUUGCAACGGUGACCUGGAUCGUUAGAGUUUAUGCCAUGUAAUGUCCGGUUGCGAUCAUAAACUCUAAAGAAACCUAUGGAAACCAUCCUUAAAAUUCCUGAUGGCAAAUGUUAGAUGCUGUUAGAGACCAAGCUAAAAGAGGCCUUCAGGGAGAUGCAUAAGAUGCGUAAGAGCAUAACUCAGAAAGAUACGAGACUUUCUUUGUUGGCUUGAUUCUCACGGGUAGACAUGCUAGCCAUUAACCGGAGUGGAUAUAUAGAGUUUUAACGUACGAAGCAAGUACCCACAAUUCAAAGGUCUACUCUUCUGCAAUUUUUCUUCAAGAGGCAUUGAAUAAAGUUUAGUUGAAAAUCAACUCAGGUUUCAACCGUUUCUUUCUUUAAACGGGUAGCCAUCUAUUUGCUUGUUUUAUUUCUCUUUUUUUAUCUCGAACCAUUGUUUCAAACAAUAAAAUGAAUGAAACUGCAUUAACUCAAUCGUAAUGAAUUUUAUUUUCAGAAAAGGACUCUCAUUCGUUCAGCGUAUCUCACAGACAAUAUACUCUGUACUUCAAAGGAUGGUACCAACAAAAUGAUGGUAAUAAAACAAAAAGACCUGUUAGAAGGAGGCCUUCUGAGUUUGUGACCAAACAGAAUAUGAACGAGAUCAUUGCACAAAGGUAUUUCUCAUUAGUUAGUGUUUAUUUCUUUUCAACACUAACAUGCUCAACCACUCUUUGAUCUCUUAAGGUUCUUAGCUCACACCAACAAGGCAUACAGUCAAAACUCUUUAAUACGGACACCAAAGAGACAGAACCAAGUGUCCGCUUUACAGAGGUGUCCGUAUUAUAGAGGUAGGGAAUGUGUGAUUUUUGGCAUUUCUGGACCCAAACGAACUGUCCGUAAUUGAGAGGUGUCCGUAAGGAGAGGUUAGACGGUAAUUUAUUACAAGCGGUACAGUGAUUAAACCAAAAAUUUGUAGGACCAAGCCUAUGGGCUGGCCACGCCCCUGUCAUAAUAACUCGUAAAAGGCACCUUCCCUUCGUAUGCGCCACACCUGAAACCAGAAGCAAAACUUUUCACCAGUGCCGCCAAUGUAAGUAGCCUGGCAGUCGUAGCAUUUGACCUUGUAUACCGCUCCCUGUCUGUCCUCCAGUUUGUCUUUGUGCUUGACAUUAGUAAGUAGUCGUCGUAAAGUGGUUAUUGGUUUCUGUGCAAUAUGUAUAUUGUAAGGUUGUAAUAUACGUGCAAUAGUUUCACAGGUGCCUCUGAUGUACGGUAUAGUCGCUGUCGUAACAGGGCCAGAGUUGACGUUGGUUUGGAUGUUGGAAUCAGUAGUAGUGUUACUGUGAGUGUUCCGUCUAACAAAGUCCGUGUCGUAGUUCUAUUUAUCAGUCACGUCUUGUAAGCUGUCAGGCUACUCGCACAAGUUGCGCUCGUCUCGUUAAAGUGCGUAGAGUUGAAGCCUUGUGAGAGGUCGGGUUGUACGAUGACUUUUCUCGUAAUCGGUCGGUAUGUGUCGCUUUUCCGUAGUCACCGUUGUUGCCGCGAGUGACGAAGCAGGCUAGAAAAGGUAUUUUUUCAUUCUCCUCGAUCUCCUUGGUAAACUGUAUGUCCGCGUUCUGUCUGAAAAUUGUCGAUUUCGUCUUUGUGCCAGCGGUGAAUGUGUCAUCAACGUAGCGUAACCAAAGAGGUAUAGCUCGCGUGUAAGUAGCUAGGGUUGUUCCUCGAUGUUUUGCAUUACAAGUUCUGUUACAACAGACACUUGACAGCCCAUAGCUGUACCAUGUAACUGUUUGACGUCAAUAAAGUUCCCAGUAUACUGUAGUUUAUGUCCAGAUUUGUCCGUCAGAGAUUUUAGCUUGGUGGUUAAGUAUUUAUUUAAGACUGUUCGUAAGUCGGGUACCCAGAGAAAGAAACUAUGGGCCGCAUAGGUAUGUUGGGUUUGUGUAGUUUUGGUAGUCUAUACAGCUUGGGUGGCUGCGGAACACUAAACCUCAGUCUGUUGUAGCGUCGAAAGUCGAUCCUGUUGGUUUUCUUCGACAGUGUAAGCAGUAUGUUGUUAAGUUUGCGUUGCAGUGCGGGCGUCGGGUCUCGUUUAAGUACUUCGUAGGUCUGUUUGUUGUUAACAAGGGCGUCCAUUUAGUCGUUGUAGUCUGUCAUGUUCAAAACAACAGACACCUGUCCCUUUUCUGAGGGUAGUAUGACUAUGUUCUCGUCGGUUUUCAGUCGUUUCAUUGCAAAUUGCAAAGUAGAGGUCAUUCUACUUCUGAUGUUAUCCUUGAUCGAUUUUGAUAGCUCGUGUUGACGAGACAGAACGGCCUCAACGCUAGAUACAAUAGCCUCUGUAGGUAUUUGUUUAGGUGACACUGAGAGUUUAUGAUCCUCUUGCCACUGCACCACCAUUGUCCUCCCUCUAACACAUUCGGAAACAGCAAAGCUCACUAGGGUUUCUACCAGUUAAUGUCACCCAACUGUCAGUAGUAGAUUUUAAGUCAUUUUAUGGAACUUUUUUCCUCAAAUUUCACUCAGGCGCAGAACAGCUUCCUUAGCCCAAUUAGGAAUAACGUCAGCAUCAUUAUCAGAGCCUGAUGCUUUACCAUCUCACUGGAACCCCAUCCCUGAUGGUGAAGACUACCUUUGUGUAAAACUGGACAUAACAUCCGACGAAUACAAGAGAGUAGAGAAAAAGUUCCAAGAAACAAUGGAUUUUUCUCCCAAGAUAAUCAAGAUUGAGCGAGUGCAGAACCCCGAUUUAUGGACUUUUUACACUCAGUAAGAACGUAUCCAACUUUUUGUAGUAGCUCGCAAAGACUUGCUUAAAUUCUUUUAAAAACGUUUUAAUGGUGUUUCUCUUAAGCUGACUAGGGCCGCUCAGUUGUAGAAUCCCUUCUUUUGAUUAUGACGCGUUAAAACUAGGGUUCUUAACUUGCUAAGGGCGAGUUUGCGUUUGGACUUCUGUUCAUUUGUAAGUAUUAGCUCAUUUGUUUGCGUGCUCAAAAUUUAAGACGGAAUCCACCAGGAAAUUGAGUAAUUUUAAUUUUCACUGGACAAAAGUCUUCUACCAGCGGUAAUAAGUCAUCUGUAGUAACACCAAAGAAAAUUUCUAAUGGAAGUCCGAGAAAAUGAAUGUCAAAUUUCACAAGAAUUGUGAUGACACAGGUAAAAUUCUGAAAAUUUCAUGUGUCAGAUGUAAUUCUGUGAAAUUUGACUUUCAUUUUCUCCGGGUCCUACCAGAAAUUUUCUCUGGUGUUAUUACAGUUAACUAAUUAUAUCUUUAGCCCUUGAAAAAUGCGAUAUUAUGUAAUUAUUCUGGUACAACGUUUUUGUCCGCUGAAAAUUGAAAUUACUCAAUUUUCUGAUGGAUUCCGUCUUAAAGUCCUGCACGCGUCUUUAGAGCGUUAGUUAUUUGGUUUACUGAUUCCUUCUCCUUUUUUAGGAAGAGGAGCCGCAUGGCCAAAAAAGCCGGAAAAGACCCCGAAGAGCGUCAAUUGUUCCAUGGGACCAAAGCUGACACUGUUGAGGCCAUCUGCCAGCAGGGCUUUGACUGGCGGGUAUGCGGCAAGCAUGGGACGGUCUAUGGGAAAGGAAGUUAUUUUGCUUGCAAGGCCAGCUACUCGCAUGGGUACACUGGAAAUCAGUUUAUAUCUAGUUCUCACAAGCACAUGUUUUUGGCUAGAGUACUGGUAGGUUCUUACACCAGUGGUAAUAGCUCACUGACUCGUCCACCACCCAAAGACCCCACAAACCCUCACGUUCUGUUUGACUCCUGCUGUGAUAAUAAAACCAACCCCUCUCUGUUUGUUGUCUUUGAAAAUGGCCAGUCCUACCCGGAGUAUUUGAUCACUUAUGCUUGAUCUUACAUAGCUUUUCGUAACACAGAAGGUGUGGAAAAUGUUGUUCAGACAUUUUCCAAAUGUUUAAGUGCGUAGUUGCAAGCUUACUUCUUAAACGUUUUGUGAAUUUCCAUGACUCGACAUUAGCGUUUGCAUGGUUAAUUGUCAGGAGCUUUCGACUGAUUAAUCAUUAUGAGUAGUAGAUCUUGUAGAUAGG
This is a messenger RNA of Porites evermanni, 9358 nucleotides long. The record is from the annotation of a GenBank genome assembly. NCBI's taxonomy places the organism in Eukaryota, Metazoa, Cnidaria, Anthozoa, Scleractinia, Poritidae.